This is a messenger RNA of Rubroshorea leprosula, 1842 nucleotides long. The record is from the annotation of a GenBank genome assembly. Lineage: Eukaryota; Viridiplantae; Streptophyta; Magnoliopsida; Malvales; Dipterocarpaceae.
UUUGGGAUGAAAAUCAAGAAGAUUCCAUUCUGACGCUUUGCAGGUUUGAAAGUCGUUUUCCGCAUCCUCGGUGGUGCGCCCGCCUGGGCUCACCUCUGCUUUUUUCUUCUCCGCCAAGUCCUUCCCGUUUUCGCCUCAUCUUCCUUUCUCUUAAUAUCGCCUUUUCUGGCUUCAAUUUCAAAAACCCAAAAAUGUCUACUGUGCUUUCUCCUUCCCAAUGUCUAGCUCUGAAUCUUCGACCAAUCUUCUUAUACACAAUCAUCCAUUUGGCAGUUCAUAGUUUCUAUCUCUUGCUACUUUACUCAUUGCGCUGGUUCUUGAAAUCAAUAGGUACCUCACCUCUGAAGAGUGAAGAUCUAAGUGCUGAAGUAUUAAAGCUUCUAUUUGGGUGAUCUGCAUAUUCAACAAAUUACAGGAUGGAUUGCUGGAUUUUGAAGGCGACUUAUCUAUUAAAAAACCCUCUUACUUAAUCUUGCUAUUCUUGCUUUGUGGUUUGUAGGGUUAACUUGCAGAUUUGGGUACUGGUGUCUUGCAGAAAUGAUCAUCAAUUGCCAUUAUCCUUUUGUGGUUUUCAAGUCUGGUGCCUAAAGUGUGAUGAUUGUGGAUCUAAUUUUCAAAUCGAUUAUACGGUUUAAGUGUUAUGAUGCUUUUGGUUGGCUUUGCCAAGCUUAUCUUGGUUUGGAGAAUUCUAUUUCCUUUGUUUAUGUCUUAGUUAGUACAGUAAAAUGCAGAAAUAAUCUAAAAAUAGUGCUAUGUUAUGUCACUGGUUUUAUCUCUAUUGUUGAUUUGUUAAGAGGAGGGGAUGAUAUAAGGAGAGAUACUGAUGCAAUCAACGGGUGGGUAGUAUGAAGUAGGUCAUUGAAAGGGAAGUUGGUUGUGGGAGAAGUUCUUUCACGAGAAGUUGCUGGCUUUCCUCUCUUAUGGAUCUGCUUUUUCAAGCACCAUCAGGGGGUAUUGUUAUUCAAGGAUCUCCAUCAAACCUCUCUGUCUUCUUUUUGGUGUUCCAUUGCAUGAGAUAGCUGUUUCAAGCAGGUUGGCAGGAAGGGUUAUCCUUGCUCCGAAGCUGUGAGUCCUCAGAUCUGUCUCUUGCCUUUGUUCUUCAUUGUUUGAAGAAUGGAAUAACGCCCAAGCUAUUGAAGAGCUUCCUUGUUGGGGAUGUGCUGCAAAUUAAGGCAUGGGAUUAUUCUGCCCUUGUGUAAAAUGAUUCAGCUAGUCUAUCUUUAUAUCAGCGUGUAUGUUUAGGCAAUAGGGCAGGUGAUUAGAAGAUAAGUAGCUUCACCAAGCACAAGAUGAUUCUGAUUCUGGUGUGAUUUCUAAUUGCAAAGAGAUGGAAGAGAAUUAGAUAAUUCAGUGUGUUAUUGGAGGCCCUUAAUUUUAAUGAAUUGGGAAGAAGUCUUGCAUCUCAGAUAUGUUCCUUGAAGAAAAACUGUUACCGAUGUUUUCUGUCCUUUAAGGAGGAUUUGAGAAGCAAGUUGAUGCUGGAUAUUUGCAACUUUUUUUUUUUUUUGGGAUUGCAUCUGCUGUUAAUGGACGAGUAACUCACGUUAUGCAUUGAGGGACAUAUAGACUGCAACAACAGGCAGCUUAAGAAGGGUUCCCUUUGGAAUGUUUUAAGGUACUUUGACUACAGAGAAUCAUUGAGUAACAAUUGUGAGCUUGGAGUUUUUUUUUUUUAAUUGCUUUAGGUUUUAGGUAUCGCAAAGAAUUUGAGAAAUAGUUGUUGUAAUAUUUUGUUAAUAGUGAAUUUUUUGCUGUCUUGUACGGUUGUUUUUCCCUCAACAUCGGAGGGUUUGUCACAUAAAUUCUGUAUUCUCUUCUAUUUAAUUUCCAUGUUGUCUGACA